Messenger RNA from Pseudopodoces humilis (Tibetan ground-tit), 2075 nucleotides. It is a transcript of the gene DALRD3, whose product is annotated as DALR anticodon binding domain containing 3. NCBI's taxonomy places the organism in Eukaryota, Metazoa, Chordata, Aves, Passeriformes, Paridae. The record is from RefSeq and is a predicted model, not a curated record. Gene Ontology annotation, molecular function: ATP binding; tRNA binding; arginine-tRNA ligase activity. Gene Ontology annotation, biological process: arginyl-tRNA aminoacylation; tRNA C3-cytosine methylation.
UGGAGAUGGGCGAGGGCCGCCCGGAGGUGGCGGCGACGCUGCGGGCUCUGAACGAGGCCCUGGGGCGACCCGCCGCUCUCUGGGUGAAGGAGAGCGGUGCCCGUAACCUGCGCCACAGGGAUUUCCUGGCGCCGCGGGCCGCGCUGAACGCCGCCUUUCCCGGCGGGCAGGUGCCCCCCGAGGCCGUGUCGGCGGUGCCGUCGCUGCGGGGCCCAGCAGUGCUGCCGCUGCGGGUUUGCCGGCAGACGCCGGCGGGGCUGGCGGUGCAGGUGCGGCGCCCUGAGGCCUUCCAGCGCCUGCUGGGGCCUCUGCCCGGCCCGGCCCCCCCCGCCGCGGGGCCGCGGACGGGUUGCGUGGUGCUGCACUGCCCGGCCCUGCGCAGCUCCGCUGCCCUGAGGCCCCGCCACCUCCGCUCCGUCCUGCUGGCCGAUCACCUGGCCCAGCUGCUGCGCGCCCAGGGGGUCGGCGUCCGCCUGGUCCCUGCCCUCAGCGAGGAGAGGAGCUGGGACGUCCUGCGACAGCUCCGCAUCUGCUGGCCCUCCGCCUCCGGUAGCUCGUCCCUCACUGACGCCGUCUCAGCCUUGAAGGCAGCGUUGGGCCGGUGCCCCUGUGCCUCAGCCUGUGAUCGGGGGCCGGGCACAGCCGAGGGUGUCAUCUGUAAGGUGCACCUGAAGAGCUUCGUGGAGCAGCAGGGCUUGUUGGGUUAUGACCCCAAUCUAGAUCUGCUGCUCGUGACAGAGGGGACACUGCAGUCCUUGGCUGAGCUGCAGGAAGCUGUGUUGCAGUGCCCAGCCAAAGGCCAGAGUAGUUGUUGCAGCAUUGUGCAUGUGGUGAACUGUGAAGAGGAAUUCCAGCAGCAGCAGCUGGAUGUGCUCUGGAGGAUUUUGGAUCCAGAAGCUCACACAGCUUUGCAGAAACAUCUUGUCUGUGGGCCAGUGAAGGUGACCAACCCCUCAUCGCCCAUUGGGGCAGACCAGUACUUCCAGCUCCGAAAGCGCCAGAUGCAUGAAGCCUCUGUGAUAAAGUAUGGGGAGCUUGCACAAGAUAAGGCCUGGACAGAGGUGAUUGAUACCCUGACAGUGGCUGCCAUCAGGUUUGAGAUGCUGAGCACUGCUCACCGGAGUCAGAUCACCCUGGACCUGGAGAACAGCAGCAUCUCCACAAAGGGAACAAAGAGCGGUGCCUUUGUGAUGUACAAUUGUGCCCGACUGGCCACACUCUUCAACACCUUCCAGCAGGCUGUGGAGCGGGGCACAUACCCACCUCUGCCACCAGCAUCUGAACUGAAUUUCUCCUGCCUCCGAGAAGAGGGAGAAUGGCUCCUGCUCUUCAACUAUCUCCUCCCCUUCCCGGAAGUCCUGCAGCAGGCAGCACAGCUGCCCUCACCUUCCAAGGGGAUCCGGCUCACUGCCAACACAGAAAUAGUGUGCAAGUUCCUGAUCCAGCUUAGCAUGGAUUUCAGCUCUUAUUAUAACCGGGUGCACAUCCUGGGGGAGCCGUUCCCUCAUCUCUUUGACCAGAUGUUUGCCCGCCUCCAGCUGCUGGGAGCAGUCAGAGAUGUGUUCCACAGUGCAUUGGCAACCCUGCACCUUCCUCCUCUCAGCCAGAUCUGAGCCAUCCCUGAAGAGCUGUACCAUGCUGUAACAGUCACCUACAUACCACAUGUAGGGGGAGAACGAGGCAUGUUCUCCUGGCACGGCAAGGGGCUGCCCCAGUGACAGGCAAGGCCAAAUUCAGCCCCACAGGCCCCUUCCUUCCCAUAGCCCAUGGUCUUUGGGGUUAGGUCUGUGCUCUCUGCAGCUGUGUCCAGUGUGGGACAUGGAUAUGCCUCUCCACAUCCACACCAGCAGAAAAGGGCUCCUGUGGCACCCCAGGAGCUGUGCUGGGAGUACUGGGGAGGUGGCACUAGGGACCAGAUGCCACAAAGCCAGACAGACACCAACUUCACUUCCUUCAAAACUUUAUUGAAGGGUGCUCCGUGCUGGCGGGGAGCUCCUGAGGCUCCAGGCCCCUACUGGGCUCUGAGCCAGGCCCCAGCACUGGGGUCCAAUACACUUGUUGCUGGACAAACACUC